This is a messenger RNA of Mya arenaria, 6140 nucleotides long. RefSeq lists its product as uncharacterized. Bases 409 to 2853 code for a protein of 814 amino acids. The transcript is spliced from 11 exons. NCBI's taxonomy places the organism in Eukaryota, Metazoa, Mollusca, Bivalvia, Myida, Myidae. The record is from RefSeq and is a predicted model, not a curated record.
GUUUGCUUGCGUGCAUUUGUGCAUUUUAUUUACUGUUUGGGAUGUUAUGAAAUAUGUUGAGAUCAUUUACCGAUUUCGAACGGAAGACUGUAGUUUCCAAAAUGGGAAUGAUAUAAAAUAUUUUUACACAUCAGAAAUUGUGGAAAUCGUCAUCUUACAACAGGACAGAACGUUUGCAGAACACGUUAUAUCAAUUCUUGAAAGCUCUGAUUAUAUAUGCAUACUGAGAAAAGAUCAAAUACUAUUUCCUCACAAAGUUUUUAAAGUUUGCUUUUACACUUUCACCUUGUGUUUUCAAUUAUUUUGAUUUGCUGAAGAUAUUUACAAGACAAUUAUUCUGAUGUGUUUGACCGUUUAUCAAACGAAAAUGUGAACAAAGUUUUGUUAGUUUCGAACGACCGGGAAAAAAUGUCAUUACCAAGGUCAUCAGGCGUCUUCACUAAAGAUUUGUCAGAAAAAGAAAUAUCGACACCGGAAGUUGAACCAUUACAUAAAGAGGAAGAACGGUCAGGACGUGAUGCUUUGCAAUCCAAAGUUUGCCCUACCAUCAAGAAAGGGCAUCGGCUUGUUUCGGAAAAGUUCCCAGAAAAUCAAGCGGUCCCAUAUAAGGAAUAUGGACAAAACACUAAUAGUAGCACAUCUGCAAGGCCAGGUAAACAAACAUUUGCCGAAAACAUAUGUUUCAUGUGUUUUUCAAAAAAUGAAAAUCAGAAAGGAUUUAUCGCACUAGAGUGUUGUUCAUUAGAAAUGACAGAAAAAUGUGUCGAUAAAAGAAAACGAGAUGGAUACAUGGAGGUCGGGCGGGAAUAUUUCGAUGCUUGCAUAAAUGAGACAUUCAAUGUAAUGAUGGAACAGAGAGAGGCAAAAACCGCCACCUUACAGUUUAAUGAUAGUUGUGUCUUUGAAACAUUUGACGGAACAGAUAUCACGGCUGUUGUGAAAGUAUACAAACAGUCCAGUAUGCAUCCAAUAACUACGUUUCAAGCAGAGUUUUCUAAGGACGAGUCGCAAUGUCAACAAGAUGAGAAAACUUAUUCUACACUUUCUGAAAAUCGUCCCGAUCAUCGGAAAACAUUUAUGCCCGUGGAAAGUACGCCCAAUGUGUUGCCAAUAGAAAACAAAAUAUCAAGCACGCAAGCCAAAUGUAUUUCGCAUUGUGGGAUGAAAUAUCAGAGGGCAUCUUUCACAUGUUACUCAAUAAAUAAAUCACGGCAAAGCAAAGCUGUUAUAGAAUGUUGUUCUCCGGAUAUGUUAGAAGACCGUUUUGAACAAAGAAAAAGUGACGGGUUUAGCAAUGAUGGACAUUUUGAUGUCUCGGCCCGUUUGGGUGAAACGUUUAAAAUUGUCAUGCAAGGAAAUUUUGAUCAAAAAGCGGAUAUAACCUUCUCUAAAAUAUUUCAAGAGGUUGAAUUUCCAGUAAAAGAUUUCGCACGAAACUGUGUUACUAUUAUCGUUUACAAAAAGGAUAAACAUGCACUCCAGAGGUUUUCUAUUGACAGGCGAAACGAUGUUUUGGAAUUCAAAGGUGAUGUCAUAAAAAGAUGCACAUCACAUGAAUCGGAUGAAAAUAUUACCGAAGAACAUAGUUUGAAAGAUGAUUACCAUGAACCCGAAAAAGAACUUGCAGAAAAACAUUAUUGGAAAGAUUUAAAUUUACCCGGAAAAGAAAUUGUGGAAGGACCUGUAAAAGAUGAUUUACAUGCUCCUGAAAACAUAGUUGCAGAGGAAAAUUGUGUCGAGAUAGAUAAUAUACAUGUACGCAGAAACAAUGCUGUAGAAAAACAUCAUAUGAAUGGAAAUGGAGUUGCAGCAGAGUGCCAUUUGAAACAUGAUUUAGAUGUACAUGAAAAAGAUGUUGCAGUAGAAUAUCAUCUAGAAAAUGAAUUGAAUAUGACAAAAGCAGAAAUAACAGACGAACAUCAUUUGAUAGAUGAUGUACAUGUAUCUAGACAUACUAAUGUAUAUGUACAUCGAGAAAAAGAUGAUUUAUAUGUAUCUGAAAAUGAAGUUGAAGAAGAACUUAUUGCCGACGAUAACUUUAAUGUAACCGAAAAGGAAGUUGCAGAAAAACAUUGUUUAAAAGAUGAUUUACAUAGUUUGAAAUAUCACUUUAUAUUCGAAACAAAGGAUCAAGAAUAUCAUCAUUUAGAAGAUCAACACAAAGUAAUCGAUAACGAAACUACAAAACAAAGUCCUUUGGAAGAUGUAAUAUCUGUACCCGUAGAAGAAGAUGUAGAAAAACGUCAUGAAAAAGAUAAUGUUUCUAGAAAAGAUGUUUCAGAUCAAGAUCAUGUUAAAGAUAGUAUACACGUUUCCGGAAAAGAAGUCUUAAAACAACCUGGUUUAGUAGUUGUUUCACAUGUACCCGAACAAUAUAUUGCAGCAGAAUAUUUCGUUGAAGAUAAUUUGGUUGCAACAGAAAUAACAGAAGAACAUCAAAUUGCAGAAGUCGAAAAAGAAGUCGUAUGCGAGUAUUGUUUAACAGUACCCAGAAAUGAAGAUGUAGAAGAACAUCGCAUGCAAGACGCAGUCUGGGAUACAUGUUUCAAGAAAGGGGAAAUCUAUAUAAAAGAAAUGUUGAAACGAGGGCUCUUUCCACCAGUUGAUAUUCUGGACGAACUUUGUGAUUGCUAUGGACGAAAAUCACUUAUCGUUGGUGAAAUAUGCACUGUGACAAAAACACAAAUCAAAAGGGAUAUUGAAACAGCAUUCGAUACUGAAGUUGUUGACAUGUAUCCAGCUAUCAAGGAUGGUGCAAAAAACAAAAUCAUGUUUGUUUUAACGCUGAGUAAACAAGUUAAUGUGGCUGAAAUAAGGGAACGGGUGGCUUAUGUUGUUGAAUUUGAAUUUUGAACGCAUACAACAAAGAGGCUACGAUUCUUGCACAGUACCUACAUAAUAAUAAAAUAUUUAUGUCAAAAGAAGAGCUACAAAAUAUCCAGUCAUGCCAGAAACAUAUCGAAAACGAUCUGUUCGCCAAACAUAAGUAUUUAAGUAUGAUCACAUACUCUCCGGUUAAGUCUAAAAAAUAUUCUGAAAGUGAUCAACAUUUAAACGUUGAAAGGACAGUAUGUUUGCAGUUGUACAUUCAUGCAAAAGGAUUCAUACCGAUUUCGGAAGAUCCCUUUGAGACGAAGUACGGAGACAUAGAUACUGAUAUCAUUGAGUGCAUAUUUGUUUCGUACGGACAAACAGCUCGUGAACCUCAUGACAACAUCAAAAUGGGUUGUCGUAUUCAAAGAGAAAACAUGUCAGCGGAUCAUUCAAAUCCCGUUGUUAAAGGGGGAAAUCUUGGGGGAUUCAUUGAACAUCCAGAGCUUGGACUUUAUGGUAUCACUUGCGCACAUGCCAUGCUUUAUACACUUGAGUUUGAGAAAUGUGUACGAAAAAACAAAAAACUUUCUUUGCAAGAGUGGCCUUCGGAAUUUAAGGAAAAGACAGCAGUGUAUCAACCAGACGAACAGCUUCACUCUACAAAGAUUGGUCUAUUGUCAGAAGCACACUAUGACACGGGAGAUCAAUUUACAUCAGGACUUGACAUUGCUCUUAUCAAAAUUUGCAAUCGACACCCUGUUAAUGGGACGUUUCCCUUUGCAGAAGACAGACCACACGGCUCACGGAGAGAAGUUAGGGAGAAAUACGAGUCUGGAACAAUAAAAGACUACACAGAACUUGCAACAGACUGCAACGUCAAAGUCUGGAAAUUCGGCAGUACCACUGAUUCAACAAAUGUUUUUUCUUUUAAAUGGAACCAUCAGCGCUCGGCAAAUUGAUUUUGAAUGGCGAAUGGAUGAUGCUUUUGAUAUAAAACUGCACAAACAGAUUCGAGUAAUAAACAUUGACUCGCUGCCAUUUGCUCUACAAGGAGAUUCGGGAGCUUUGGUUUUUCAUGAACAGUCGGUUGGACAGUUAGCAUGUAUUGGAAUGAUCGAGGGUGGUUUUGCUGACAAUCCUGCAUUGGCAGUUGUUGCACCGAUAGGUCCUGUUUUAGAAAGGCUUAGAGUACAAAACAUUUAUACAUUCUCUGACACGAAACUGUAUAGAAUGGAAGCUCGGCUAGAAAGAAAUUUGAAUGCGAACCAAGCAGAGAUAAUGCGUAAAUUUGAAACUUUGGAGAGGAGGCUAUGGCCAUAGAUUUACAUUUCGAUUUGCGGUGUAGUUUAUUCAAUAUUAAGACUAAGACCACAAAUGUGUACAAAACCGUGUUUCGCUCAUAAAAAUGCUAGAACUGUUGAUUUUGAAGCACAUUAAUAUAAUAUUAAUUUUAUAUAAUUCUGAAAAAUGUUUAAUUAUAAUAUUCUAUAAGUCUUACCCUUAAAUAAAAUAUCAAGACAUUAUUUUUAGCACAAUGUUGUAUUACAUAUAUUACAUAUGUUAAUCAUUUUAUGUUUACGUUAUCUCAUUUGUUUUAAUUCGUGUUAUUAGUACUCUUGUCAUUAAGACUUCAUAAACACGACUUCUUUUUGGGUUAAAGCUUCUGCCUCAUAUAAAUAUAAAUGAGGCUGUUUUUAAUUAUUCGAUUAAUUUUCUUUGUUUAUUCCGAAAAAUUAAUAUUCUUUAUUGUUUAAUCAUAUUUUCAUUGUACUUUCCUCCUAGUUCGUACAUUUAUAAUCUCAUUAUAUUCCUAAAUAAAAACAUACUUUUAAACCUUAUUAAGCGAGCUAUGUCGGAUACUUGUCUUUAAAUGACUUUAUCGUACCUCUUAAAGGGAUUAGACACCGGAUGAUACAACUGCAAGAAAAAAGAAAACUGUCAAAAACGUAUACUUAAUGUUAUCGGUGUGGACAACGCAUUCAAUUUUACUUACUAAUGUAUCGCACCCCUUGCGACACAUGUAUCUUUCGCAGUCUUUGCAUACUUUUCCAUUUCGAAAUUUAAUGAGUUUGUCUACCACGUAAAGCACAGUUAAUUUAAAGAUAUCGUCGGUAUAUGCACCUGUACUAACCACGUGACUUUAAUCAUUCAAACUUGUAUUAUCGGCCUCAUACUACCUCGUAUUGACAAUUCUAAGCUUGUUUUGUGGAAACAAUAUAUUUGCCGAUUUUGAAACUGGUGUUUAUCCCCUUUCAGAGCUAUCACGGUUGCUCUGGCUUGAUUUCUUCGCCUACCAGUAAUAUUGGUGUCCGGUCGCUAUUUUUUAACUUUCACACCAUUUAUAGGUAAUGUUGAUGUGUGUAUGUGCGGUCUGGUGGUGGUGUUUGUAUUUGUGUAUGAGAUGUUAAUAUGCUUGUGUCUGUAGUUUAUUGUCGCCUUGCACCCCCAAAAUAAUUAGUUUUUAAUGUUCGACUUUUUUGCUUGAACCUGUAAUAUGCAUUGUAGUUUAUUAAAUAAUUUUCAUUGUAAUUAUACCCUUUAUUGUAUUUACUUUCAUUUGGUUAGAAUAUACUUUUUAUAAUUUUGAUAUGUUUUUUGCUUUCUCUAACGGUAAUAUACUAACAUUAAUAUUGAUAAUAUCCGGACCCGGGAGAAAAAAAACUCUUGUAUGGCUUUGGUGAGUGAUAUAAAUGACAAUAGGGCCAAACCAAUAAAGUACAGGUAAAAGCCAAUCAGCUGAAGGUUUUAAAAGACCGACCAUACAAUAUGUUCGACACUCAAACCGGAUAUACGUGCAAACCAAAAAGUUUACCAAACGUCCAGCAUAUUAGAAAAAAGUUGAUAUAUGGCGUAGCUUGGCCGUUGCCUGUGAAUAAGCACUUACUAACAUUUAGUGUCUCAUAACAGCCCGGGACAAAGUCGAGGGACUUUGCAAGCUGGAGGACCAAUCCGUGUAUUAACCUCUUAAUGCAAAGUUAUCUUUUUCAUUUGUAAGUUAACUACAUAAUGUUCAAAGUGUACGCCCACUCUAGACCGUUACAUUCCUAUUCUCGUCAAGCUUUAGGAUUAUGAGUAAUCUUACUCAAUUUAAAUAUAGUCUUUGAAAAUUAGCCAUAUCGGAAAAAACGCAAACAACAAUUUGCUGCUUGUUGUUUUUUACAUCCAUUUCAUUUUUUUGUGAAUAUUUACACGUUUUAGUGUAAGCUUGAAAAGUCUACAGCAGUCUAUCCGAGCUUGUUUUGUAAGAAUCACUAUGCAUUGUCAUUUUUGAUAUGCAAAUAUAUAUAAAAUGUGCAGUAUGUAAGGAUAUACAAAUUUGGAGCUUA